Molecule: messenger RNA, 567 nt
Organism: Biomphalaria glabrata
Lineage: Eukaryota; Metazoa; Mollusca; Gastropoda; Planorbidae
Product: antigen 10-3-like
Exons: 1
Coding region: 1-567 (188 amino acids)
Source: RefSeq, a predicted model, not a curated record
AUGACAGAGACCAAGUCAAAUGAUAAGAUGACAGAGACCAAGUCAAAUGAUAAUGAUAAGACGACAGAUAUCAAGUCAAAUGACAAGAUAACAGAUAUCAAGUCAAAUGAUAAGACGACAGAUAACAAGUCAAAUGAUAAGACGACAGAUAUCAAGUCAAAUGACAAGAUGACAGAUAUCAAGUCAAAUGACAAGACAACAGAUAUCAAGUCAAAUGACAAGAUGACAGAUAUCAAGUCAAAUGACAAGAUGACAGAUAUCAAGUCAAAUGAUAAGAUGACAGAUAUCAAGUCAAAUAAGACGACAGAUAUCAAGUCAAAUGACAAGAUGACAGAUAUCAAGUCAAAUGACAAGAUGACAGAUAUCAAGUCAAAUGAUAAGACGACAGAUAUCAAGUCAAAUGAUAAGAUGACAGAUAUCAAGUCAAAUGAUAAGAUGACAGAGACCAAGUCAAAUGAUAAGACGACAGAUACCAAGUCAAAUGAUAAGACGACAGAUAUCAAGUCAAAUGAUAAGAUGACAGAUAUCAAGUCAAAUGAUAAGAUGAGAGACCAAGUCCAGUUAUAA